This is a messenger RNA of Helianthus annuus (common sunflower), 652 nucleotides long. RefSeq lists its product as uncharacterized. Lineage: Eukaryota; Viridiplantae; Streptophyta; Magnoliopsida; Asterales; Asteraceae. The coding region runs from base 98 to 652 and encodes 184 amino acids. The transcript is spliced from 5 exons. The record is from RefSeq and is a predicted model, not a curated record.
AGGAUCAUCAAAAGAACGAAUUGCACAAUUGGAGUUUCAAUUACAUAACGAGAGACUUGAGCGUGGGAAAAAAGAUGAACAAAUUAAGACCCUUUCGAUGCAGAUGGCAGAAACAAAUAACACACUUAAUCAAGUUUUAGCUCAUCUGGCUGCACAAGGACAAACAUUACAAAUAUGUUCAUUAUCUGCAGACAAAAUGUCACAAACACAAGUAAAUUCUUUGGAUAAACAUGACGGAUCAAAGCAUAAGGCUAAUGCUACCGCAUCUAAAAUAGUGCAAAAAGAAAUGGCACCAACGGUAAAAUCUAUGAACAAUAGUACUGGAUCAAAGGACAAUACUAAUGUUACCACAUCUAACAUAUCAAGUAAAGUAGUGCAAACAGAAGUCACUUCUCAUGCUAACACUUCUAAAAUGGUGCAAAAAGAAAUGAUAACGGAAAAUGUGAAAACUAGAAAAAAAGAUGUUUUGUCUACGCAAGAGACUUCACUUCUUGGGACAUCAUCGCAGUUGGAAUCACAAGAAAAUAUACAUAAUACACAUUCAACAAAUGUCCUAGAGAUCAAGUGUACUCUAUAUACUAUAAAUAUGAACAACUGUGUGGCUUAUGGUACAAUUCAUUUGUCAACGGGAAAACAAAGCAUUCAUGCGUAA